Molecule: messenger RNA, 1110 nt
Organism: Monoraphidium neglectum
Lineage: Eukaryota; Viridiplantae; Chlorophyta; Chlorophyceae; Sphaeropleales; Selenastraceae
Product: Potassium transporter 1
Exons: 10
Coding region: 1-1110 (369 amino acids)
Biological process (GO): potassium ion transmembrane transport
Cellular component (GO): membrane
Molecular function (GO): potassium ion transmembrane transporter activity
Source: RefSeq, a predicted model, not a curated record
AUGGCUGCCGUGAAGCCUUCAGAUUCGAAGGGCUCCGCCUAUGCGGGGCCCGCCCGGCGGGGCCUGCUAGCGCUGUCAUUCGGCGCCCUUGGUGUCAUCUACGGGGAUAUAGGCACCAGCCCCCUGUACGCCUACCAAUCCGUCUUCACCGCUCCUCCCAGUCGCGAGGAAACUCUGAGCGCCGCAAGCCUCUUCUUUUGGACACUCACGCUGAUUGUACUGGUGAAGUAUGUGGGCAUAAUCCUGCGGUUUGAUGACAACGGAGAGGGCGGCACGUUCGCCCUCUACUCCCUCAUCUGCCGGGCCGCCGGCUUUGGUCCCUACGGCCCCUCCCAGCCCGUCGACAUGCACUUCCUCACCGGCGGCGCCGGCGCCCUCGCGUCGCGCCUGCCGCGCGGCGCGACGCGCGGCCAUUGGUGGAGCCUCCAGACCGGCCUGGGGGGCCGCGUGCGCGCGUGGUACCGCCGCAGCCAGGCUGGGCAGGUGGCGCUGCUCGUGGUCGUCAUGCUGGCGACGGCCAUGGUCAUCGGUGACGGCGUGCUGACGCCGUCCAUCUCGGUGCUCUCCGCCAUCAGCGGCCUCAAAGUGGCGACCGACCAGAUCACGCAGUCCACCGUGGUCGGCAUCUCCAUAGCCGUCCUGGUGCUCCUCUUCGCGGUCCAGCGCGCCGGCACAGGGAAGAUCUCGGUGGUGUUUGCGCCCGUCGUCACGGUCUGGCUGCUGUUCAACGCGUCCCUCGGAUUCUAUAACCUCUCCACUAACGGCUGGGGGAUCUGGGAGGCGAUCAACCCAGCCUACAUCUUCACAGCAUUUACGGGCCCCGGCGGCUUUGACGCUGGGUGGCGCCUGCUGGCGGGCGUCAUGCUCUGCAUCACUGGGGCCGAGGCGAUGUAUGCGGACCUCGGCCACUUCAACGCUGCAGCCGUGAUGCUGUCCUUCAGUGGCUUUGUCUACCCCUGCCUGGUGGUGACGUACAUGGGUCAAGCUGCCUACAUAAUCGGCCAUCCAGACGCCUACGAGGAUCCCUUCUGGAACAGCGUGCCACACGGCGCUUUUUGGCCCAUGUUGGUUGUCGCCACCCUCACUAGCGGUGCGCCGCGUGCCGCUUGA